AUAGAGAACCGCACGUGGGGAAAGUCUACGCACGUGUAAAAACGUCAUUUAAUUGUGAUCGAAACUUAAACCGGAUAUUUUGGAAUGGUUUAAGUUAAGACGCCUCUUAAAUUAGCUGACCUUCGUCUAAACAAUCUGCUGAUCUUUAAACUUUUGAAAAUCAAAUAAAUUAACUCACUCCAAUUCUCUCCCCGCUUCGACGAGAUCGCGGAGGAUUAACAAAGAAUCAGUAACGAUAUCAGCUUCAUUCCAUGGCACCCAGAUGGAAAUGGAAAGGUGCUGAAGCCAAAGCUCUUGCGGAACCAAUUUCAAACUCAGUCUCAGAGCUCCAACUCUCUCUAGCCAAAACAGAGACAUCCGGUUCCCUCUCGAGUUGCAACGUGCUUCUAGCCGUUGAGCCGGAGCAAGCUGAACUACUCGACCGCUGUUGUUUUGGCAGACUCGUCCUAUCCGCUGAGAAAGACAAGAAAUGGAUUCAGUUAUCCUUUGAAGAAGCUUUCUAUUUGCUUUACAAUCUCAAAUGCAUCAAAAUCUACCUCCAAGGCCGUUGCUUGGAGAACGAAGUCGACACAUGGAUGUACAUGAAAUCACAAAGACCAAACUUCCCGAUAUUUUUCAAAGCUUAUUCACAUUUACGGUCCAAGAACUGGGUCUUGAGGUCAGGGUUGCAGUACGGUGUGGAUUUUGUGGCAUACCGUCAUCAUCCAUCUCUUGUCCAUUCUGAAUACUCUGUGUUGGUUCAGUCUGGUGAUAGUAAUCGGUUAAGAGUGUGGUCAGAUGUCCAUUGUGCUGUUCGGUUAAGCGGGAGUGUUGCCAAAACGUUACUGACUCUCCAUGUGAGUGGUAGCUCUAAUAAAGAAGAUUUGAAACUACCUAUGUGUUUGGAGAACUACAAAGUGGAAGAGCAAACUAUUUGUAGAUGGAGCCCAGAACUCAACCGUGAAGAUGAAACCACAAAUCCAAAACCAAAUGCUACCACUAGCUAUGGGUAAGCAGGUUCAUUUGAAUAGAGUAGUCUCAAGCAAAAAAAGAAGCAGUACAUUUGUUAUAAAAUCAGAUGUUUGACACGGACACAAUCCAACAAAUCUCUAUGCAAACAUAAGACAUUAGUAAGAAGUGCGAGAAAAUAUUUUGUUUCUUCUUUAAGAUGUUCAUUUGAUGGUAAUGAAUAUGAAUUCAGAAGUAAAGAAAUAUUUUUAUACGCUUAUCCUUUCUUUUUAAUAACUACCGUCAUGUUUUCUUUGCCAUUGGAUUGUAACCUAUGUCUCCAUCUUUCAGUAUUGAAUAUUCAUGAGCUCUCUAUAUAAUUGUUGGUGGGUCAGGCUAUAC
Molecule: messenger RNA, 1329 nt
Organism: Brassica rapa (field mustard)
Lineage: Eukaryota; Viridiplantae; Streptophyta; Magnoliopsida; Brassicales; Brassicaceae
Product: tRNA-splicing endonuclease subunit Sen2-2
Biological process (GO): tRNA splicing, via endonucleolytic cleavage and ligation; tRNA-type intron splice site recognition and cleavage
Cellular component (GO): tRNA-intron endonuclease complex; cytoplasm
Molecular function (GO): tRNA-intron lyase activity; nucleic acid binding
Source: RefSeq, a predicted model, not a curated record